This is a messenger RNA of Cercospora beticola, 885 nucleotides long. RefSeq names its product cytochrome b-c1 complex subunit 10. The record is from RefSeq and is a predicted model, not a curated record. Gene Ontology annotation, biological process: mitochondrial electron transport, ubiquinol to cytochrome c. Lineage: Eukaryota; Fungi; Ascomycota; Dothideomycetes; Mycosphaerellales; Mycosphaerellaceae.
ACCAGCUCUCGACUUUCUCCCGACGACCACCGACAUCACCACCCUCGCACCACACACACCAUGCGACCCGCGCUGAGACUAUUGAACACGAGCCCGACCCUCCAGGGCGGUGCUGGACUAUGGAAGAGCGGCGCUCCCGGCACACACGUCUGGCGGAAACCUGUCAAGGUUGACACCUACAAGAGUCCCUACGGCCCUCAAUACAAGAUCAAGCCACACGUCUUUGGCGUGGAUGCAGGCAAGGGCUACUACUAUGGCACACUGGCAGCUGGCUUCGGCGUUGCUGCUGGAACAUUUGCGAUCAUGUUUUUCGACGCUGUGCCCAAGGUGAAGCAGGACAUUUUGGAGAAGAUUCCGUUCAUUGCCAGCUUCUACCACACUGAAGUCGCACCAGAAGAUAACCCAUUCUAGAUGUGGUGCGAUCACGAUGCAGCGUUUGCGGGUCUCGAGCGGAAUAGAUGUAAAUAAGAGCACGGACACUGUAUUCUAAGGAGUUUCCUUCACACAUCGAGUUGCUUGUGGUUCGAGACACGACAUGGAUACGGCUCACGGUAUCGAGGGCAGUCCUGAAAGUGCGAGUCACCUCGGAUGUCAACUGACGAUAUGAGCAAUGCAUAUUUUGCACUGUACUGACAACUGAUUUAUGCAUCUAGUUCGCCUUAUGUACAUGAACAGCGCAGCACGCCCGUCAUGACGAUAACCUGGGAAGGCCUUCUGCUCGCCUCACUUCGGGAGGGGGUAUCAAGCAUUGGCCGCCCCUGGUGCACAGAUAUCAAUUCUCUGCCACCGCUGCACGUCCUCGCUGCAAGCACUUCGCAACGACUCCAGAAUGUCUCUGGCUCGCACGCCUGUAUCUCGCCUUACCGUCAUUGUCAGAACGACCGG